UUGUAUAUAUAUAUAUGCAUAGGAUAUCAAAGGUGAACCUCAAGUAGAAAUUAAGUUCCAUUCACACAGAAAAUUCAACCAAAGGAAAAAAGGUGAUUAAUUGUCUCUACAUAUACAUAUAUGCAUCUUUGUUUAAAAUAAAUUACAUAUUGAUUCAAUCAUGGAAGAAGUAGAGAACAUGAGCAUCACUUUCUCCUCCAAGGAAGAGGAAGAAGACUUGCAGCUUCCCGGCUUCCGGUUCCACCCGACCGACGAAGAGCUCGUCGGUUUCUAUCUCCGGCGCAAGGUCGACAAGCGCCCCAUCCGCCUCGACCUAAUCAAGCACGUCGAUAUCUACAAAUUCGACCCUUGGGAUCUUCCAAAAUCGGGAGGCGGCGGCGCGGGGGAGAAGGAGUGGUACUUCUUCUGUAGAAGAGGGAGGAAGUACAAGAACAGCAUGAGGCCGAAUAGGGUGACUCGGUCGGGUUUUUGGAAGGCGACGGGGAUCGAUCGCCCUAUUUAUUCGUCGGGCCGCGAAUGCAUUGGCCUCAAGAAGUCUCUCGUCUACUACCGCGGCUCGGCCGGUAAGGGCACCAAGACUGAUUGGAUGAUGCACGAGUUCCGCCUCCCCGGCCCCCACGACUCCGGGGCCAAACAGGAAGCGGAAGUGUGGACGUUGUGCCGCAUACUAAAGCGCAGCACCUCCUACAGGAAGUGCGUGCCGGACUGGAAGGAAAUGUCGGCGACAAAGAGGCCAAGCAACGCCUCCGCGAGCUCGGAGACGUGCAGCGUGGAGUCGUGCGAUGGGCGGAGCGGCGGAAGCUAUAUAAGCUUCAACGCUCCGCUUACAAAGAAGGAAAUAGUAACACCUGAGACAAGUACUAGUGUUGAGAGCUUGAUGAAUGUGCAACAUCAUCAUCAUUCAUCUUUUGCAAGUUACAGUAUGUAUAGUGACAUUAAUGAGUUUCUGAGGCAUGCAGAUUGGGGGGAUCUUCGAUCUGUUGUUGAUUGCGCUAAUCCAUUAUAUUCUGAUAGAUAUUUUUGAGUUUAUUGUCAUGUUUAAUUAGAAUAGAUUGGAAUAAUUGAGAAGCUAUGGGAGUUGAGAUAGGCAUAUUGUAUAGUUUUGUCUAAAGCCCAUCUUAUGUUUAAUGUAUGGGGCUAUGCUUUUGUUUUAUGUAUCAUCUCACAAUCUAUACAUAUACAUAGAUUGAGAUA
Molecule: messenger RNA, 1194 nt
Organism: Salvia splendens (bonfire salvia)
Lineage: Eukaryota; Viridiplantae; Streptophyta; Magnoliopsida; Lamiales; Lamiaceae
Product: transcription factor JUNGBRUNNEN 1
Exons: 3
Coding region: 161-1024 (287 amino acids)
Biological process (GO): regulation of DNA-templated transcription
Molecular function (GO): DNA binding
Source: RefSeq, a predicted model, not a curated record